This is a messenger RNA of Penicillium lagena, 600 nucleotides long. RefSeq names its product PRKRIP1 family protein. NCBI's taxonomy places the organism in Eukaryota, Fungi, Ascomycota, Eurotiomycetes, Eurotiales, Aspergillaceae. The coding region runs from base 1 to 600 and encodes 199 amino acids. The transcript has a single exon. Gene Ontology annotation, biological process: negative regulation of protein kinase activity. Gene Ontology annotation, cellular component: nucleolus. Gene Ontology annotation, molecular function: protein kinase binding; double-stranded RNA binding; protein kinase inhibitor activity. The record is from RefSeq and is a predicted model, not a curated record.
AUGUCGGAACCAGGCCCUCAAUCCAUCCCCACAAGCGCCGACUCGCGCAGCAAUCGUCCUACCAAACGGCGCGCGGUAACACCGCACUCAGAGCACGCAAGCCAAAUCUCCUCCCUCUUCCGGGACCCAAACAAAGAGAUCCAACUCCCCGAAAGCGUCAAGCCACGAACAAGCGGCUCGCUGGCCGCGCCGCCCGAAAUCGUCGCCAAUGUGCAGGGCUCGUCGGCGGGUGCGGGCUCGGGCGAGUUUCACGUAUACAAGGCGAGUCGGCGACGGGAGUAUGAACGGUUGCGGAUGAUGCAGGCGGAGACGGAUAAGGAAAAGGACGAUGCGGAGUGGGGGAAGAUGCGGGAGGAGACGAAGAUGAAGGAUGAUGAGAAGACGGAGAAGAAUCGGAGGAGGAGGGAGAAGAAGCGCGCCGCGAAGCGGGGGAAUGGUAGUAAUAAACGGGAUGCGGCUGGGGAUUUGAAGGGUCAGAAGAGUAUGGAUGUGGAUAAGAAAGGUCCGGAGAGAAAGGAUGAGGAUGAUGCGGCGGAGCAGAUAGGGGGAGCAGCGCCGCAGGAGGAAGUGCCUGGUGUUAUUAUACACGAGGAUGAUUGA